AUGGAGCUUGUGGAAAGAAAAAUCAUCGAUCCAUUAGAGGAAAAGGCCACUAUCCAAAAAGGAGCAGGCGUGCUUAAUUACUUUACCACACUACGGCACAUCUCUCCUGGUCCCCUAAGUGGAGGAGCUUGUAGAAGCCUCCUUUUCCCAGAAACGGAAGACCUAGGCUAUGAGCUCGUCCUCUGUCAAUUAGAUAUAGCGCUUCGAAAAAUCUUAUGGGAGGAAGAUGGGUCACUUUGCCUUCUUGAUUGGGCAUCUGUCGGCUACUAUCCAAGAUUGUUCGAAUUCUGCAUGCAGUGGAUCAUUGAAGGAAAAGACGGUAGCUUCAACUCUCUUCUCUUGGAAUACCUACUUCCAGCCGAUCCAAAAGGUCUGAAUGCCUCACCUCAAAAACACCCACUUCUGUCGCUCCUCCGAACGUAG
Penicillium hordei is the source of this 423-nucleotide messenger RNA. RefSeq names its product kinase-like protein. NCBI's taxonomy places the organism in Eukaryota, Fungi, Ascomycota, Eurotiomycetes, Eurotiales, Aspergillaceae. The record is from RefSeq and is a predicted model, not a curated record. Bases 1 to 423 code for a protein of 140 amino acids. The transcript is spliced from 2 exons.